AUGGCGGCGUCCGGCGCGGUAACGGUAACGGCAGCGGCGGCGGCGCUGGUGCAGUACGUGGUGCUGCGGGGGGACCUGUUCCGGCCGCCGCGGUCGUGGCCGCUGGGCGCGGUGGUGGCACAGGGCUGCCACGCCGCCGUGGCAGCGGCCCACGCGUUCCGCCAGCACCCCGACACCCGCGCCUACCUGGAUCAGGGCGGCGCCAUGCGUACCGUCGUCUUGGAGGCUCCGGAUGAAGCUGCCCUGACGGAACUGGCAGAGACCCUGAAGCGACACAACAUCGACCACGAAGUGUGGACCGAGCAGCCCGAGAACGUGGCCACCUGCCUGGCGCUCCGGCCCUACCCGAAGGACCAAGUGCACCAGCACCUGAAGAAAUUUAAAUUGCUGAAGUGACCCGGCACAAACAGCUCCUCCGGGCUCGGAGUCCAGCUCACCCCCCGGGAGGAAAGCUGCCGUGUUUUGGGGAGCGCUUGUGCGGGUGCUCAGCAGCAGGGAGCCUUCUCCCCGUGUGGUGAUGCGAAACGGCUCCGCGGCGGGAAGAAUUAAAACGUCACUCUGUGCAAAA
Messenger RNA from Tyto alba (common barn owl), 568 nucleotides. RefSeq names its product peptidyl-tRNA hydrolase domain containing 1 (gene PTRHD1). The record is from RefSeq and is a predicted model, not a curated record. The coding region runs from base 1 to 396 and encodes 131 amino acids. The transcript is spliced from 2 exons. NCBI's taxonomy places the organism in Eukaryota, Metazoa, Chordata, Aves, Strigiformes, Tytonidae. Gene Ontology annotation, molecular function: peptidyl-tRNA hydrolase activity.